ACAGGGUGAAUCAAACUCUAUAUUUAGGAAGAACAACUGGAAGCUAUGACAGGAAUUCCCUUUUACACUUUGCUUCUCAGCCGAGUCCCACUCCAGCCUGGAGCAGCUCUCAGUGCCGUCCGGGCUGAAAGCAUCGGAGCUAUUUCAGACACAUUAAAAGGAUCACAGUCAAUACCUCAGCUGGUAGAAGAAGGUGCCUCUUUCAGCAUCAAAAGGAGGUGCACGUACUCACUUGACGGUUUGGAGCUUUUCUUAUAUAAGUAAAUAAGGAUAAGCCUCUGUCUUAAAAAUGUCAAAACAGCCAGCAUCACAUGUCAAAGCCAUUCAGGCUAAUAUUAACAUCCCAAUGGGUGCCUUUCGACCUGGUGCAGGCCACCCUCAUAAAAGAAAAGAAUUUACACCUGAAGAAGUGGAGGAGAGUGUUCCUGCUUCAACAGAAGAGGAGAAAGACAAGAAACAUCUCCCAGGAGCUAAGAAACUUCCAGGUCCUGCUGUCAACUUGUCAGAGAUUCAGAACAUAAAGAGCGAGCUGAAAUUUGUCCCCAAAGCUGAACAGUAGCUGGAACAAGCAGGUCUGACAGGAGAAACCGAAUGGAUUCCAAUGAAUGGAGAUAAUUUGAAACAUUUUAUAUAUUUGUAUGAAGACUCUGAACUUCCUAACUCUGCAAUAUCCCAUAGGAAGCAUCUUGGUACAUUUACAUCAACACUUUAUUCUUGUCCCUUUUGCUUAACAUAGGAAAAUACUGCUGAAAUAAAACAGAACACAGCAACUAGCAGUGAAUGUAUGUAUAUUCAGGAAUGAUUUUGACUUGAGAACAGGGAAUAGUGUAGUUUGAAGUUUGAGCAAAAGUAGAAUGAAUACUUAAAAAAAAAAUUAUUUGCAAUUAAUUUGGUUUCUUCUUUUGAAAAAAAAAAUCAAUGGGGACAAAAGAGUUUUAAACUGAUUUGACAAAAUGCAGAAUUAAUGAGGAAUGUAACAUCUAAUUUCCUGCUGUGUAUUCCUGGUUAUAGAACAGGAAUCUUGUAUCAUGUGUGGUAAAGGAAAUGAAAAUAUUAAAAGGGAUGGUCUCUCUGAUGAGUUUAGCUAAAUUCUUCUUGUUGUUGUAGAGCCAAAGUAUUUCUUUUUCUUGAGAAUCUAAAAUGCACUGGUGUACUGAUAUUUAUGCAUUACCUUUACCUUAUACAAUGAAAAUACAAGAUGGGAGCUGGCUGACAGAAAACCUGCAACCUUUAUUCAAAUAAACAGGUCAAGCAGCCUUGAUGGAACACGCUCCUGAGCACAGGCUGAAGCAUCACCGCCUCCAAAAGCCCAAAUAAAAAGGGGACACUGAAAUACUGAUGCUGAGCAAAAAGCAUGCAUGAUCACACCAACUCUUGCAUACGAUGCUUAAUCCCUGGCACUUGUUUUAUACGGACUGUACAUAAAUAGAGACUGUUUGAUGCAUAUUCUAUUUUUGGAAAUGAGAUCUUAUUGUUAGAGAAAUUUAAUACACUGUGUCUCCUUGGUCUCUCUUGUGUUAUUUACUGUGAAGGGAAAAGAGGAGUUGUUUUGUAACAAUAUUCUUCUACUGUUGAUUGAAAACUGUUCUACAUGCUCUGAAACUCUCUGCCUGGCUCUUGUUUAUUCAAUUAAAAUAAAGAUAAUUAUUCUGGUUAGAAAGCAGAUUUCAAGUUGAAUAUUACUAACAAUGACAUCCCUUUAAUUCUUGUUUGCUACAUCAAAAAAUACAAAAGCUAACCUGCAAUAUUUUUGUAUUUGAAGUUAUUACAUAUACAUGCAUGGCUUUGAACAGGAAAUUAGAAAGGAGCUCUACUUGCUGCAGCUCAAUUAAAAGGACAUUCUUGUAUUUUUUACUUUCAAUAUGCAAUACCGACAUUGCUCACUAUCCUGCUUCGUCCUUAUAUGCUUAUGUCUGAUUUCCUUUAAUGCGUUCCUUGGAGGCGAAUGUCCCCAAAAAACAGGUUGAAAUGAAAGUGUCAAGAGGCAAAAUGCAUCAGGAGCACCUUUCAUUUACAUACCGAUAAGAUUAACAUGUCUAUUCAAUCGAAAAUGAACUAUUUUCCCCCACACUGCAUUAUCAGUCACUGAUAUUGAACUGCAUUGUUCCUUCCAGUAUGGAAGUGAUAAGAAGAGGAGAAAACACAAUCCCUUGAGCCAAAGGCAUGUUGAAGGCGAGCUGAGUCAGGGCCUCUGCUUUUAUUAUUCUUUACUCACUUUAAAAAUACUAAUUUCAGAGAACUGUGGAAAGGUGAAGCCACAUUUUUUCCCCUCUUUUCACAGUUAGGAAACUUCAUCAUUUCUGGGGAAAUUCCAGGGGGUGGGCAGAGCUAGGACCACAUCCCAGUCAUCGUGUCUGAAUGUGUAAGUGAAAUAAAAAAACACCCACCCCUGACACAGAAGUGUGCUUCUUUUGGCAGAUUUCAGCUCCUUGCUACAAAGUGGAGGUGCACCACCAGUGGCCAUCGAAAUAUCUUCAUGGUGGGGAGAGGCUAGGCAGAGCUUUUUCUCAUCUUCAUAUUUAUUUUAAAUGAAAUUUCACAAUAUAUGUAACUUCAAACCAACUCAAGGCUGACAGCUAUGGGGCGUGGGGAUCAGUGAGGACCCCGAGUUAGGUCUUAGCAUUAUGAGGAAUCUUUAUUAAAGCAUAAAAUUAGCAUCUAAGUUCUAGAAAAACAGGAGGCUAUGAAGGCUCUCUGUGUCUCAGCUAGCUGUUAAUGACUGGUCUGAUCCAUCAUGUGCUAGUGAUGUUACUUUUCAUCGAAGCCUUAUGAAAGGGUCUGGUUGUGGGGCAUCCACAGACCAGUGAGAGGAGCCCCAAGCAACUCUGCAGUCUAUUACUUCUGGCACGGAAAAUUUUGCCCCCCAAAUGUUAGAUUUUGGCACAAUUUUAGGGAAAGAUUGAGGUCUUGCACUGAAAGAUGAGCACAGAAAUACAUAAUAGCAGAUCAUGCUAAAAUCAUGCCUGUUUUAUAUGGUUGUGUGCCAGGCUUUGUCAGUAUGAGCCAAGCCCGCUAACAGCUCUACAUUAGCACCUCGCUAAUGAGAUGAUACAUGACCACCCCUCAACAGUGAAGCCAGAGGAAUGGUUGCAGCAAAAUAAAUAGUUACCGUAACUGAACCACAGAGAAAUAAACUACCCUCCACCCCACAACGCCUAACCUGCUUAAUGAGGAACUCAUGAAAUAAAGCAAAAUAGCCAGAUUUCAGCAUCAUCCCUAUGCUCUGGUCUCCACACGGUGCUGGCAUGACAGUAAAUCAAAGGGACAGUAUUGCCCUGGUGUCAUUAAGCUCUGGGCAUGUAAAACGGAGGAAGAGUUUCCUUUGUUAACUCCCUUCCCAGUCCUCUGCGCAGUAAUUUUUUUUGUCCCAAUGCCGAAAGAGAGACUUCUUUAAUCUAACUGAACAUAUUUUUCUGAGAAAUUGCUCAACAAUGUGGUGGAGACAUGUUCUGUUAGAAAACCAGAAAUAGUCAUUGCGCUGUGCCCAAGGCAAAGGGUUUAGUCUAAUGAGACACCAAAACCUCGGCACAUUCGGGGGGAGACUUUUAAUCAUCGGCCACGUGAACAAAAACACACUGUAAUGAUUCCUCUGAUCAUCUGCACAGAAAAAUCCAAAUGCAUUGAACUUAGAGGUAAAGAUAAAGGUAGAGAUAAAAUAAUAAUUACUGUUACCGGGAAACUUUUGGUGAGUUUGAAUGUAUUUCAAUUGCUGACUCUGAUUUAAUCACUUUCAAUUAAAAGAUUAAAAUGCUUCUGCAUUUCUAAGACAAAUAGUGUUACUUGCCUUAAAACUCUGGAGGUUUAGCUGUAUGCAUAACUUGAAUUAUAGAACUAAACCAGCAGUUUUGCAUUUUCUCUGGUGGUGUAAGCUAUUAUUUUUAGUAGUAAAAGGAAGGCCCCACUCUACUACUUUACUUACUGUACCAGAAAAACAUCUGUAGUUACAAGAAACUGUGUUUAUGGACGUGAAUUCCCAAAAUCAACAUCUUGAGAUACAGUUCAUUGAGUUCAGUGGCAUCUUACCAGGACUGUGCUCAGUGCAAUCACAGGGGCGAUAAAGAUGGCCUUUCUAUUUAUCUCUUGUUCCAUGCUGUCUGUAAAUUAUUUAUGGGAAGAUGUAAUAAAAAUCCAGCACUUUGGCCAUUUUGUAUUAUAAAAAAUUGAUGUUGAGAGAAGAGAAUCAGAGAAGGCUGUCCAAGGAAAGUAGUUGUGUUUAUCUUGGUAAUAGCUUUAGGGCCAAAAUGUUGAAACAAUUUUCUUUUGCCCUUGUGACUAAGUCCUGGUUUCCCUGUGUGCACAUUUAAUUUGAAUGAAAUUCUGCUUUAUAAGUGAAACAGAUGAUUGAGCAAUGUGCUUGGCAAAAAAAUCCUAAUUUUGGUAUACAAGCUGCCUAGUCCUACUGGUGCAUGAAUAAUUACAAAGGAAAUUCCCCCUAAUGCCAGUUUUUUGGCCCUCAGCAAGUACUGCAGCUUUGCUCCUUAAUUUCCCCCCCCCUCGACAAAACAGUUCUCUGGAGACAAAAAACUAAGAGUUGGAUAUAAGAUCAGUCAGACUUGGUAAAAUACAGUUUUCCUGAGUCUUUGGAAGCAGUCUAAAGCCAUUUAUAAAAUAAACACAUCUGUUCACGUUGUACUCGCUUCCCACUACGUUACUUUGCAGUAACUAUGAAAUGGGUGUUUUCAAAGAUAUCCUACAGAAGACUGGUGACUAACUGCAAGUGCAAUAGCAAAGUGACAAUGUUCUGCCCCUGAUACCAACCGCGGGUCUCAUAUGCACCAGUG
Chroicocephalus ridibundus (black-headed gull) is the source of this 4781-nucleotide messenger RNA. RefSeq names its product small muscle protein X-linked (gene SMPX). Lineage: Eukaryota; Metazoa; Chordata; Aves; Charadriiformes; Laridae. Gene Ontology annotation, cellular component: muscle tendon junction; M band; costamere. The record is from RefSeq and is a predicted model, not a curated record. The transcript is spliced from 5 exons. Bases 290 to 559 code for a protein of 89 amino acids.